GUUGCCGGAUGUUUGUCAUCGCGGGCCGGAAAUGAAGGGAAAGUCUCUCUCUUGAGGAUCUGUGAGGGAGAGGAGGCCGGAGGAGUUGAGUCUCGGACGCGAGGGCGGGAGGAAGGCAGGCCUGCGAGAGGGCCCGGGAGUAGGCCUUCCCCACAAAGCGCCUUCGACGGGGAGAGAGUUUAACAUGUCUUGGCAUUCUAGACAAGGUCAUAUACAUAGACUUGCUUUCUCUUACACAAAAACAAGAAUCUUCCUUCCUCACAUGGUGGUAGGAUCUGUCGAAAGGGAAGCCUUGUAUCUCUCAACAACCCAGAAGAGAGGUUUUGAAAUUUCCAGAUGGGAUUCCCUGCAUGAAAGGCAGCAGUGAACCACUUGAUCCCGUCAAAGGCUAGGAUGCUGCCGAGGAAUGGGAGAGACCCACGUCGCCGAGAGGUGCUCCAGUUUGCAUUGUUUUGCAGAGCUGUCACAUUGCUCCUCCAGGCCCUUUUCAACGUUUUGAUCCCGGAUCAUGUUGCUGAUGCUUUCUCGCCACCACGCUGGUCAGAGACUGGGUUUGCAGACUGGCUAUUGGAAUGGCUCCUGGGAGGCUUAUCCCACUGGGAUGCAGAGCACUUUUUGUUCAUUGCUGAGCAUGGCUACGUGUAUGAGCAUAAUUGUGCCUUCUUCCCUCUCUUUCCCCUGAGCCUGCGAGUAGCAGCAGAAACGGCCCUGUGGCCCUUCCAUGGCUUCCUGUGUCUCCGGAGCCGCCUGCUCCUUUCUGCAGCUCUUCUCAACAGUCUUUUCUCUGUCUUAGCAUCCUGGGUUCUGUAUGAGCUAAGUUGUCUAGUCCUACGGUGUCGCAGGAGGGCUUUCCUCUCAGCCAUCCUCUUUUGCCUCACCCCAGCUAACGUCUUUAUGGCAGCUGCCUAUUCAGAAAGCAUGUUUGCCCUUCUUGUGUUUGCUGCAAUGUGGCAGCUGGAAAAUGGGCAGCGUUGGGCCAGCGUCCUUCUCUUCUCUCUAGCCACUGGGGUACGCUCCAAUGGACUAAUCAAUGCUGGAUUCCUUCUCUAUUCCCAGACAAAAUGCUUUGCCUCCCAACUCCAGGCAAAGACUGGAACUGGAAUAAAACUGUUGCAGAACAUAGGUCACUUCCUAAGCAUGGCAGCUUCUGCGGCAGUGAUGUCUGCCUUUGUUUUCCUACCUUUUGCUUUGUUUCAGUUCUAUGCUUACCAUCGGUUCUGCAAACCCAGUGAACAUGCGGUGCCAGGAAUGCUGUUGCAGCUGGCUGUUGACAAAGGCUAUCAUGUAGCAAGCGUGAAUAAUGGUGAACAGCCAUGGUGCUCCUGGAAUUUUCCUGUGCUCUAUAUCUAUAUUCAAGAUGCUUACUGGAAUGUUGGUUUCCUCCGGUACUUUGAACUCAAACAGAUCCCCAACUUUAUACUUGCUUCACCUACUAUUUUGCUGGGAUCUUGGUCAGUUUGGUGGUAUGUGACAGCAAACUCUUGGCAUUGCCUGACACUUGGCCUGGUGAAAAGAAAGAGUGGAAUGAAGAGAGAAGACAAGCCGGCUGCUGGUUUCUCCUCUCCUGCUGUAUUUGUUUACAUGGUCCACGCAGCAGCUUUGUUGAUAUUUGGAACUUUUUGCAUGCACGUACAGGUCCUAACCCGUUUUUUGGGCUCCUCAUCUCCGGUCCUUUAUUGGUUUUCUGCUCAACUGCUUUACGACCAUGAACCUUUACUGCAGAGCAGGGCUGCAGAUCCUUGCUGUGGAAGGGUCCGCUCUGAGAAAACCCCAUUGAAUGACUCUCUUUGGGACAGAAAGGAAAACGUAGUGCUGGCGCUUCUGAGCAACUGGAGAAAAACUACGUCUCUCACCCAGUGCAUUCUAGGAUAUGGACUUUCCUAUUGGUUCCUGGGUCUGGCCCUUCAUUGCAAUUUUUUUCCUUGGACAUAAGUGUUUUAAAACAAGGGAAGCGAGUUUGUUGAACUCUAAUUGGGCUGCAGUUGGCUGGAUUGGGGCUCUACUAAUCUUGAUGGAAGAGCAUGUUAGAAACUAAAUGUUGUGGAUUAAAUAAAAUUAAGGGGGAUGUUUAAUUUUCCCAACAGAUGCACUAUUACCGUAUAUACUCGAGUAUAAGCCGAACCGAAUAUAAGCCGAGGCACCUAAUUUUACCACAAAAACUGGGAAAACGUAUUGACUUGAGUAUAAGACGAGGGUGGGAAAUGCAGCAGCUACGGGUCAAAUUCAAAAAUAAAAAUAGAUAUUAAUAAAAUUGCAUUCUUUGAGGCAUCAGUAUGUUAAUGCUUUUGAAUAUUUAUAUAAAACUGUAAUUUAAGAUAAUAAUAAGACUGUCUGUUAUAAGAUAAGACUGUCCAACUCUGAAUACCUAUAUACUCAAAUAUAAGCCGACCUGAAUAGAAGCCGGCCAGGACCCUCACUCGAGUAUAAGCUGAGGUGAGCUUUUUCAGCCCUAAAAAAAGGGGUGAAAAACUAGGCUUAUACUCGAGUAAUAUACAGUAUAUUUAUAUAGACACCUGAGACAAAGAGGUUACGAGGUUGCAUUUAGAAAAGAGAAGGGCAGUGGGAGUGCAGGUGGGUGAUAAGAAUGAUAGGAAAAUAGAGGCUUUUUGUUUAGAUGGAUGUGCAGAUAUAUGCAUCAUCAUAGGCCAAAUACUCAUGGCUGAUCAUGACUGUCUUCCAAGGGUAACGUCUUGGUGAUGGGUUCAUAAGUGACUGUAUGGUAAAUGAUAGAAAUACAGUAGAGUCUCACUUAACCGACAUUCACUUAUCCAAUACAGUCUGCCUUUUAGUAGUCAAUGUUUUUGUAGUCAAUGUUUUCAAUAUAUUGUUAUGUUUUGGUGCUAAAUUCGUAAAUACAGUAAUUACUACAUACAUUACUGCAUAUUGAACUACUUUUUCUGUCACAUUUGUUGCAAAACAUGAUGUUUUGGUGCUUAAUUUGUAAAAUCAUAAUCUAAUUUGAUGUUUAAUAGGCUUUUCCUUAAUUUCUCCUUAUUAUGCAACAUAUUCGCUUAUCCAACGUUCUGCUGGCCCGUUUAUGUUGGAUAAGUGAGACUCUACUGUACAGAUAAAGAGUGGAAUGUAUAAUAGAGAUUAAAGGAAUCAAUGUCUCCUGUAUUAUAAAUGUAUCACAAUUGUACUUACUCGGUUUAUAUAAUAAUAAAUAUAUAUAUUUUUAAAAAACUGAUAAAAUAAAGGAGCACAAGCAGCUAAAUAAUUUUAGACCGAAAACGGGCAACAGCGACCGCAUUGUCUGUAGCUUGAAACAGUUCUUCCUCUUGUGCAUGAGGCAGAACAUUGAGGUCAAGCAUACAGGUGCUGUGUUGUUUGUUCUACUCCACAAUCGCACAAGGCGGAGGAUUCUAGGUAGCACCAUUUUGCCAGGCUGGGCUACCACUAAGUUUCCGUAGGAUAUUAUUGCGUGCAGCCACUUUGUGCUUGCAGGCCAGAAAAAAAAUUCGGGUGGGGCUGACAUUUUUUCCUCCCAAUAUGACUUUUCAGGUCAGUGUCUCCUGAUCUGGCACAAGAUCUCACUUGACCUCCGCUGGGAAGUAGCAGCCAGCAAUGAAAGAACCAAGGCAGUGACAUCUCCAGCCCAUCUCCUGUUCGGGUAUCAGCCAGCACUCCAACGCCUUAAAUCAAGAAAUAGCUAAGAUCUACAGAGAUACUCACAGGAACACCUCAGCAAGCAAAAGUCCAAAAGUGGCAGGCUAAAACCAAGAACCUCAAUCAGUGGCUGAGACGGGAUGAGACCAGAAGACUAGGCGACUUGGAAGGUGCUGAACAGACCACGAGAUGCUGAGCCAAGGUUAAGAAAAGUGGAGUCCACGACAUGCGAGUGUGGAGAAGCGCAAACCACAGACCACUGACUCCAAGGCAGCCUGGGCCCUGCCACGCGCACAAGGGAGGACCUUCUCACAGUGACACCAGAGGCACUCCCAAGUGGCCAGAUUCUGGCCAAAGGACAUUUAGUGUGGGUUGUUGGAGUGGUCAAGCAUUUCUGUGUUCUCAAAUAAUAUCCUGUGUCCAAGUUGGUUCAUCAAGUGCUCUGCUGUGGCUGAUUUCUCUGGUUGAGUGAGUCUGCCGUGCCUCUCAUGUUCUUUGACUCAUGCUUGACCACUCCAACAACUAUCAUGUCCGACUACACAGAGAAGCCACUGAAAUCCACAAACAUGUGGACAACUUCAACAGAAAGGAGGAAACCAUGAAAAUGAACAAAAUAUGGCUCCCAGUAUUAAAAAACUAAAAAAAUCAGAACAGUAAAUAAGAAGCAACACUGAAAACAGGGGAGUUCCAGACAUGGGAACCAGGGGCAGCUAACGACUCUGAACAUAGGAUGGCCCCAGCCAGGAAGAAGCCAGGAGACACUGCACUUUAUUCCUCUGCCCCAAAGCAUUUUAGAAUAUAACCUUGUAUUUUAGUUCUAGUAGUCCCUCCAGGCCAUCCUCUCCUCCAUCCCAGUGGUCUUUUUUCUUUUCAGAUUCAUAUGAUAUUUGAGUGAUUAUAUUCCUUUUGUUUAUGUGAUUGUUUUAGUCAAUUGUUAUGUUUUGUUUUUAAUUCUUCCAGCGUUUUAUAUUGUUUUCAGUGUUUUAUUGUACAAUGUUUUAUGCCGAUUUUAUAUUGGAAACCACCCUGAGUCCCGUUCGGGAGAGAGGGCGGUAUACAAAUAAACUUUUACUUACUUA
Messenger RNA from Anolis carolinensis (green anole), 4685 nucleotides. It is a transcript of the gene pigv, whose product is annotated as phosphatidylinositol glycan anchor biosynthesis class V. The record is from RefSeq and is a predicted model, not a curated record. Gene Ontology annotation, cellular component: mannosyltransferase complex; endoplasmic reticulum membrane. Gene Ontology annotation, biological process: GPI anchor biosynthetic process. Bases 394 to 1932 code for a protein of 512 amino acids. Gene Ontology annotation, molecular function: alpha-1,6-mannosyltransferase activity; GPI mannosyltransferase activity. NCBI's taxonomy places the organism in Eukaryota, Metazoa, Chordata, Lepidosauria, Squamata, Anolidae. The transcript has 5 exons.